This is a messenger RNA of Orbicella faveolata, 10365 nucleotides long. RefSeq lists its product as uncharacterized. Gene Ontology annotation, cellular component: nucleus. The record is from RefSeq and is a predicted model, not a curated record. Gene Ontology annotation, biological process: regulation of transcription by RNA polymerase II. Gene Ontology annotation, molecular function: DNA-binding transcription factor activity, RNA polymerase II-specific; RNA polymerase II cis-regulatory region sequence-specific DNA binding. NCBI's taxonomy places the organism in Eukaryota, Metazoa, Cnidaria, Anthozoa, Scleractinia, Merulinidae.
UGCUGCUAUAACUGCUUCUUUUAAAGAUAUUUGUCACAGAGAAAUGACUGUGAGUCUAAUAUAAGGCGUAUCACAUCAGGUACUUGAGAAAACCUGUAUAAAUACUACAAAACGACGAAAAUCACUCAUUUUCUCUCCUCCUUUACGCUGUCGCGUUUUGGCCAUGAAAGGAAAAGAUCAGUAGAGAAGUCGAGCAAAGGAAGCAAUGGUUAAAAUGGCACAUCAGCUUGGUACAGUCUUGUGAAUAACUUGUUUGAGAACAUGUUUUCAAAGUUACAUUGCGGGCUUGCGGAUUUUAGCACGCUGAAAAUCCCUCGCCCACUAAAGGUUCAUAAUACGCCUGGCUCUGGGAAUCAGGUGCGAUAAAAACUCAACGCAACCUACUACUUGAACAUCAGGUAGCGUACAUAACAAGAAGUUUAGUCUUUGUUUUAGCAGUACCUUCCCGAUUCUGCUACGGAACGAGAUGUCGAACGCACGUAAGCCAGUUUGUGUGGUGAGUAAAUCAGUCCUACGCAGCAAUUAAAGCUGUCUUUAGUAUGCUUCGUAUUGAAAUCUCCCAGUUAGAGGAAUACAGUAUUUCGUUCAUUUGAACGACUAGGCCUUUUCCGACUUAAUUUUUAUGACCACAGCAUUUGAAUUGAAAAUACAAUUGAUCAGAUAGAAAGAAAGAAUUGCACUAGAGUUUUUUCAAAUAGUCUUACUUAUACAGGGAUUUAAUUCCAUUGAAGCAAAUCAACAUUGAUUUAUAGUUGCUUUUAAUGUCCAAGCAGCAGUCAAGAGCAUUGCACUCAUUUCGUUACCACAUCAGUCUCUUGCUGGAAGCAACCAGUUUUGUGUCACGGCAUUUAGUUGUAGGUUUUUAAAACUAGUAGCAGCUUCUAAAUUGAACUGACGUCUUUGCAACGCUUACACCGGUCCCAGUUUACUUAAGAGGGCUUCCUUCCAGAAAAAGAUGUGUACACGAUAUUUGAACUAAGCAAGAUCGAGUUAUAGAAUGUUGUAAGAUUUCCUCGCUUUGCAGACUUUAUUCUCUUCACUUAAGUUAAACGACAUAAACCAGGCCACUACUGGUGGUGUAUUGGUACACAUUCAGUACAUUUUGUGAAAAUUCUUGUAUUAAACAGCAAAUUAAGAACAGAGAUGCGCAUGAAUAAGUCGUUGAGAUAAUCAGGUUUACAUGUAAACACAAUCAAGAAAAAAAUAAAAUAAAAUAACCACGUAGUGUAUGCCCGGCGGAAUCAGCAAGAUAGAACGGUGAACUCGUCAGUAUUGAAGUAAAAAUCACAUUGCGUAACACUUUAACAGGUUUUCUAUUUGAUGACUUCGGUACAACAAGCGGCACCGAAUUUAAAGUGGUCAAAGAAUACAACAAAAACAAUGGCGGAAUUGGAGCACUCUACAGAGGGACGCUGAAUGUCAUUUUCGAGCAAUCUAUCUAGUUGCCCCGGUAAUUCCGGCUAUAUUGUUCAUCGACUCUGUACCUUUUGAAUUCGUUGAUUGAGCGAUACAACAGAAAUCUUACGUUGAAAGUGGUUCAUGAAUAGUGGAACAAUUUUCGAAUUAACGUAUUGUAUUUAGUGCAUGGAUUUCUCACCACCGUAGGUGUCAUUUUUCAAGGCUAUUUCUUUGAUCAUUCGGUCAGCAAGACAAUCCAAAGUAUACUAUAUUUCUUGAAUUUUUAUCUCGAUUUCCUUACCUUACCAGUCAAAUAAUGGAAAGACCUCAGGAAAACCUUUUCUUUGAGGUGAAAAUUAGUAAAUUUAAAAUUCCACUUUCUGUAAACAAGUCGAGCAUUUGUCUUAGCUUUUUAUUUAGCGAUACGUGAAGAAGAAUCUAAAGAAAGAUUUCCAUAAAGGACAGAUGUGAAGCUUUAAACUUUUCUUUUUCAUAAAAAAAUAUUGGCCACUAAUUUGGCGACAGGACCAACACGUACAGUUUUCGGUGUGUUAAAUGAAAUUGUGAGCGUUCUCUCUCUAGUCUUUUGGGAUUAUUUUAAGGGUUUAUUUCUCCCUACCCAGCCACGGCAAGUACUGAAGGAUUGCUACCCUUAAUAUGUUGCUGUAAGUCUGUAGCAAAAGCAUACUUCUUCUUUUUAUUACUGCCAUUUUUAUGAGCUCUAGCGAGCAUUUGGAGAGCAGAAAUGCAUGUUUAAAGAACAAUAUAUUUGGGCAGGUGGCAAUUUUUAUAACACUCCUGAUCUCGCUUGACUCUUCUUAAAUACUGUUUUUAGCUAGCAGUGUAAGAAAACUAGACAGCAAUUCAUCGGUCAUUUUACUUAGUUUACUAAUCUAGCUGUGCAGGGUGCGAAUGUGAAAAAGUCGUUGACUAUGUGUCUCUUUUCAAGCCUAAAAGCCAGUUGAAGUAUUUAAAUGUUCAAUUUUCUGCUAGGGUGGGUACUAAAGACAUUUUAUCUCCUGGCAGUAUAUAACUUGAAAAUGUAAAAGCAGUCGACGGUAAAAAUUGACUUGUCCGGAAAUCCAAAUCUAAACAUUUUCUUAUAUAUCACUUAUUAAUACCUUCCAACUGUUAGUUCACGUUUCUAAUUUACGUUAUACACAUCUGACAUGGAUUUAACGAGAUUAAGCUCUUACUGAGGGUAAAGGAGUGCUUCCACAACAUAACAAAAUUUUGGAAUUUUAAAUUUAAUGCAGUACAUUUUACUCUGGUACUUCAGGUUUCCUUUUUCGUUUCUUUCCAAACGCAGGUACAAGAUAAGAGAAUGUUUUGAUUUUUGCCCAACUUUUUACCUAGUGUCGAGGGUGUUUCCUCGUGGUUGCUAUCCGAGAUGGCCUUAUUUGAUCCAAUGAAACCAUCCAACUAACACAAAUACAAGUUUUUCUAAAAAAUUUACAAAUAAACAUUUUAGUCUGUCACCACACUAGUUUGAUUUUAAUUUUUGUCACAAUGGAAAAUCAAGUAAUUGAACCGAAUGCUGCACUAUAUUAAACAACCAGCCUUGAUUUUAUUUCAUUUUUUUGUUUUAUUUUUUCUGUGUGUUUUAUUUUAACAAAUUUUGCUUUAGCAAGUGCUUAAAUCUGAGGCACUGACGUACGAACCUCUAAUUAGGACUUGGGAUGAAAGAUAAGAAGGCCAAAGAAACGCAAUUAAUGAAAACUGAGAAAAUUACUUUUGGACAUACAAGUGGCAUCUCCGAGACCACAGGAGUGAAAGAAAUUCCGAUUAUAUUAGAAUACCUGAAGGGUAUAGAAUAACUAAGUGUCGUAAAACACAGCAGUCGGUUUACUUAACAAAGCUUCGAAAGACAACCGAAAGGGAGAUUGAUUUCUGUUAAUUAAAGUUAUGCUCGCAGCUGCCUCGAGGGGGAAGAAUAAAAAAGCUAUCGAUAAAUUAGAAUAUGAAAGGUAGGAGACUGAUAAGGCAUAGUUAAACAGUCGGUGUGCCGUUUAAUGUCCGAGUAGUAUUGAAUUGAACAGCAAUAAAACAUUCAUUAAUACUGCGAUGUUUUGAAACCGCUGUCGUUAACAUUUUCACUAACUGCCGUUUUAUAGAGCUUUAAUUCAUCGGUUUUUCAAAGUAGAGCCAUAAAUCAUCGAACACUUCGCGAAACCAUCCUCGUUUAAUUUAUGACCAAAGAGAAAAAGCGCAGUCAUUAAAAUUAGAAAUUGCUCAGUCCAAAUUGCGAGAAAAUUGUCUUCGUUAUCUCUGAUGCUAUUUACUUGAUUUAAAAUCUCUAUCGAUUUGUUAAAAACAAAAUUGAGCGACAUGUUUCAACAAAGGUCUCAGAGUAGAAAGAACAGUGGAACGUUUUAAGCCUUUAGUGAUGUAUUUUGAUUUCAACAUGUUCGUAUAUAUUAAAUACCUGUAAGCUAUCAAGUGAACGUUAAACCGCAAACUGAAAACUUUUACACGCUAUUAAUGAAUAAAAUUCAGACAACGAAGAUUGUUUUGUUUAUUUUGUAACAAAUGCUGAACUGUAGGAGACCAAUUUAUUUUCCGAAACUGCAAUAUUAUAAUGAUGAAAAAUACUUGUAGGGUAUAGACAGUUUUUCAGUUAUAAAUUAAAAGAACUUUAUGUUUGAAAAACGGAUAGAAUACAUGUUCCAUUGAGUCUUGUUUAUCCCUUAGUUUUUUCAUUCUCACUAAAGAACAGUCUGUGUCACUUUUGGUGGUUUAAUCAAUGUAUGUUUAAGCCCGGCACAACGUCAGCACUCGCUACAUGAUAUUCUGGCUGGUGUGUCUCUGUCUCGCGUUAGAACAGAUUUCGGGACAAAACUGAGUUUUAUUGUAUGGCGUUGCCGGUUUAUAGCAGAUUGUGUUACUGAAAUUGUUUUGACAAUUUAGUGACAAGAUAAGAAAGACAACUGCAGAGUUGUUCAUAUUUUUAGGACACUGAAAGUGAAGAUUAGAAGUUGCGGGGUUCCUUAACUAUCCCUUAAGUUCAAAAUUGAACAAAAAAUGUAACAAGAGCGGCAUAUGAACUUACUGUUCAAUAGCUUUUAAUUAAACAGCCGCACACUAGGGUUUCGUACAUGGUCUUAAAACCAAGGAUCACCUUGUACAGAAUAACAAACAAUACCACGUGGAAACACUGCUUAAUAGCGUUCAGUUGAAUUGUCACUUACUGGGAUUUGACCCACGCAUUCAGAAGUUCGGACCAAGUUUAUUCACUCGGGCGUUGACUCACAAAGCGAGAGAAAGAUAAACGCAACAAAACUGGGUGAAGCCAAAGUUAAAUUGUUCUAAGUAGAACAUUUAACAAGCUUCUAGGAACGUAAAAUUUACUAAAUAGCUGUCAUUCAUUCACCAACUUCGUUGUUUCUUUCGCUUUUAAACUUCUCUGUCGGUGGCUUUAUAGGCUUAAACAAAGCAUUUAAGGGCUGUAAAAUGACCAAAUCUGAGCCUAAGUGGUAAGAAAUCGGUGGGCAAGACUCUACCAAUUUUUUUGUAACAACAAAAGAAAAUGUCUACCUAAAACGCCUAAGAAGUGAUGGCUUUUUAAUGGCGAGUCUGUUUUACCUUUUAAAUUAGUGUGGAAAGUACACAUUUCAGUUUAAAACUUGUAAUUAUAUUAUUUUAGUUUUAAACUUAUAACAUUGAUUGUGGUGUUUAAAAUUCUUUUUACAAACUGUUACUCUAAGGAACGUAAUGGGCUUAACAAUGAAAUAAAAUCCUUGGCUGAACUGAGGACGCCGCUUUCAAUCUGACCCUUAAAACAAUCUUGCGACAAUUUACCAGCAGGCGGCGAACUUUCCAUCUUUAUGAGAUUUAAUUGGAUGAACGAGAGGAGUCAAUUUGACGAACGCUUGAUUUCAAAUACGUCUCAGGAUAUAUUUUGUAAAGUAAAUCAUUCUCCUUUAAAUUUUCUUUUCUUUGUCAUGUAUCGAUUUGUUGGGUAACAACUUCUGCAUAUACCCAUAAAGUGUAGUAUAGCAAAUAGGACCAACGUGCAGUAAAUUGGAGUAUUCAAUAACAAGGUACAACUAUUUGUUUUCAAGAUUAAAGGGUAUGCAAGUGGGACACUUUGCUCUUUAUACCGGCUAUCUUUUUCUUCACGAAAAUUUUUUCAGAACAGCCAGUUUGAAAUGGAAAAAAAAUACACUGAUAUGAAGUACGCAUGAAAAACUAAUUUCAAUUAUUCCGAAAACUUUGGGUGCGAUAAAAUUGAGACCCUAAGUUACAAUUCGAUCUCUUAUGUCUGUCUUUAAAGUAAACGAGCCUACACCAUUUUAAAUAAUGUCGUAACCCUGAAGAAGCUUUCAUUUUGGUCAAACCUCCAGUAAAAUCUACCUUAUUAUUUAUUUAUUAUUAUCCAGUUUUUAGACAAGAAUUAUUGGAAGUGGAUGAGGUGUUUCAUAAUACUCAAGCAAUCGAAAAGGGAAAAAGACAUUUAACAUUUGCCAACGUAAAACAUUCUCUUUUAGUUUUUCCAUUUAUUUUUCUGCAACAGUUGUGAACGGUUAGCGGAUCUUGCUCAAGGAGACUUACAUAAAAGAUAUAUUAUAAUUGUUACGGAUAAGAUGGUUUUUCUGCCCCGGGGUGCUGUUGUUUUCAGUUUUGUGACUUUAGUAUGGUGGAUAAGGGUAAACCUAACUCGCAGUAUAGGAAGCACCCAUGCAUAAUCAUACUGGAGGGUUUGAUAACUCGUUAUCAUCUCAAGUCACGUUUACAGGCCGUUAGCGCCAUAGGAACUUUUUAAAUUCAGUCUUGAGUAACUGUUUGCUACACGAAACCCUCUUUCCAGCGAAAGACAUAUUAAAGUAUCAUACAAGAGGUGACAUUUUCCGUAUAACCAGAACAGCGCGAAUUUGUUCUGUAACAAGUUACUACCCAAAAUUUUGCAGAAAUAUAACUAACUCUUUACUGUUUCACUAAAUUUCAAAAAUGUCCGACAUUUUUUCUUGCCUUACUUUCUCGCAGUGACAAAGACCUUUAUUUUAAGACCGCUUCAAUGUAUGUUCAUAACAAAAGCAAAUUCAACAUGGCCCAUACAGGGCAACCCAUCGGGCUUUUGCUAGCCAGAUUGACAAGAAAAUGUUAAGGAAAUAGAUAACUUAGCAAGUAAAUUCUCUCCGCUUAAAAAUAAGGUUUGAAGUACCUGGCGGAAUGUUUUUCGUUUUGUUAGUUUGAGAAGCUCAGCUAAGAUAUUUUUAAAAGCUCAAAUGCUUAGAGAUUAAUUUGCUUAACAAAUAUGUGAUAUUUGCAAAGUGUAUUGUUUAUUCAAUUGGGGGGAGGAGAUGUUGAAAGGGUUAGUGCGGCAACAGAGCAGCUUAUAUUGAAAUCCUGCACAAACUUCUAUUAAAUAUGCCAGAGCAUUUCCGGCACUGUUUGAAAUGAAAAGAACUUAAGCGCCCAAGCUAAACGCUGUUAUUUUUCUCUUCUACAAAGAGCUACAUUCUUUUGCUUGAUCAAUUUUAACACGAGGACACCACACUAUCAACCCGUUUUCGCGUUUGAGAGCCGUAUAGCCGAGACAUGGCGCGUCAGAAUAUCUCGUUGUGAAAUGGCUGACUUGCGAGGAAGCCGGCUUUCUUAUAGUACUAUAUUAAUAUCAGAUAAAAACGAAAGAAUAUUUUUGAAAUCGGCGAUUUUAUGUUUUCUUUUACAUCGUGCACUUCUCUUUUAAACGCCUUGUUAGUGACAGUAGUCGUGUAAUCUCAUAACGAUAAAUUACAAUGUGAAAAUCGCUUCUUGGAGUUUGCAAUAAAUAAAAUGACUGUUUUCUUGAACACCUGCCUGUUUGUUAUUCUACUAAAAGGACGUCCGUCAAAUUACUUAGUGGUUCAGCAAAAUUUAAUCCCUACACCAUCUCUGGUACAUGUGCUGUGCUCUGCGUGCAAGUAAAUUGACACUUGGUUUUUUCGAGAGCAAAUAAAACCUAACACCAAGAAUGUCAAUGUUAACAAGAAAUGUAAAGAGAUUUAUAGUCUUAUUAUCCAAGCUGUGUUAUAAAUUAAGGACAUGACACAUGAUUUUGUAAACCUUUUCAACUGUUUAGUUUCCGGAUGUCUUGUAUGAGUAAAAUAAAGAGUGGUGGAAAUACAGUGUUGGGUGUUUUGAUUUAAAUGUUUUAGGCGGCUAGAAGAGUACCAUCGCCAUUUUAUACAAUCGAUUAAGACGUGGUGUUGAUGUAAAACCAGGAUGACUCAUUUGGUGCUCGGCAAAGAGCUAAAUGGAUGUAUUCAGUGUUAAAUCAUGAAACGAAUGGUCUUAGUUUACUGUCAAGGUUUCCAUCUUGUUUUCACUUUUCAUUCAGCAAAGGAUUUUCAUUAGUCUAAUAUAGGCUUCAUUGUUAGGCGCUUUUAUUCUUAUAUGGAAUGGGAGGCCUUUGUUAACACCUCCAAACAAAUCACAACAAAAUUAUGUCGAAUUCGACAAGUGAACGUUGAUUAACGCACAGGCAAAACUCGAUUUUACGAGUUUGCUUUUAUCACCAAACCCUACUUACCAUGAACCCACAGCUGUUAGCGCUCCUAGUUUUAAUUUCUUAUCUCAAACAAUUUAUCGACUACCAAAUUCACAAGCAAUCUUAGAUCAAAAUUCAAGUCCCUUUAGAAAAAGCAUUAAAAACUUUUAACACCGGUUAUCUUCGCUGAAACAGUUUAUGAAAAAGCUUACACUGUUCGCGUCCGCAAUCGACUUAACUCAGUGGAAAUUGUACGUUUCGUUUGAUAACAAAGCGUGUUCGGCUUCCGGAAAGCCCGCAAGCUAGAGAUAUAAAACGUUCCGAGUUUUAUCAAUGUUUGCGCCAGGCAGAUGUUUAACGCAGGAAGUAGUCGUCCGCGAACAAAACGCCGCACCAGUCGCUAAACAAUUUAAAAUCUCAGCAAGAUUCUAUUAAUAAGGGAUUGUUUAUUCAGCAUUUGUAAGGCUACACCGAAAUAAACCGGUUUUUCGAACGAAGCGUCAGCAUUCAGUAAAGUCUUAAGUGAUAGAUGUUGUCAGUUUGCAUUUUGCACUCUUGUUAUUCACUUACAGGGCAAUCGAUACGAACUCGUUUCAACUUAAACUUGACUUGCUGUAUUGCUAUACUAAAGGCGACAAAAAUAAAAAAAACGGAAUAUUUCCUUUUUUGUUUACCGCGUUCUUUGGCCAGGCAAAAGAUUCGAAAAAUCGAUCGUACGAAUGCUACCGCAUUAGGUGCAAAAAAACUACCGACGCGGUUUUUAUUUUAAUUCUACGCGAGCUUUCUAUAUUUUUAUACUUCCUAGAAUCUGGCACUCAAAUUUCCUAAAACCGCCCAUUCUCACACAAGGUACAGUAUUGAGGCUUUUACGUUAAUUAAGGCCUUUUCAAUACUUAAUAAUGCGUUUACAAGACGUUUCAGCCCAGGUGACAUACGUCACGCUUGUCUGGCGUUCUACAUUAUUUAUAAUACAAAAAACAAAUUUAUAAAUACCCUCCGCGCACUCAAGCUAGAGGCUUAUCUUUUCAUACGCGCAACGAUGACAACCGGAGCGAUGCAGUCGCAAAAUUAUUCGUACUUUGGCAGCAACCUGCAAGGAAAAGACACGGGCUCUCACGCUCAACAGUUAGAUUUUCCCUACACUCCUUGCCGAAUGCAGUCACCAAAUUAUUAUAAUCAAUCGCCGCUGCCGAAUUUUAUGUCACCCAUGCCUCAGGGAAGCCUCGGUCAAGUGAAUGGAUAUACCGCCGAGCCAUCCUCGUACGCGAACGCACCGAUUUCAGGGCAGAAUGCAAGCACGAUUCCUAUUGAUCAUCAGGGUUACUACUCGCCUCAAGAGGCAAGCCAAAACUGCUCGUUCCAUCAGUACGCUUGGCUGAAAAGCACCUCUUCAGCGGAGAACUGGUGGCAUAACUCGGCUGCGGCAGGAAACGCAGCUUGGAAUAGCAGAGGAGCUUCCGAGGGUAAGCGGAAAAGGACAGCCUACACUCGCAAGCAGUUAUUGGAACUCGAGAAAGAAUUCCACUUUAAUCAUUUUCUUACGAAGGAGAGAAGGGCUGAAAUGGCCUCUCAGCUAAAUCUCACCGAAAGGCAAGUCAAAAUUUGGUUUCAAAACCGGCGCAUGAAAUGGAAAAAAAAUUCUCAAGCGAUGGCCAAAAGCACAAAGCCUUCCACCGGCUCACAAAAUUCAAACGCAGCUCCAGUUCAAGAUCUUCACAUUCCUAACCCGGUAUCACAGCCCUUGAGUACAACAUCUAUAAACUCGCAAACAUCCUUGGACAACGCCACAGUUCCUAGCUGUUUGGCGGGCUAUCGAAGCCACCAAAGUUAAGAACGUUUCCACGCACACUCAGUAAUUCUUUUACAAUUUAUGACUGAAAUCGUAUUCCAAAAGUCGAGCGCCUUCUGUUCUGACAUUUGAAGAAACAUUUCUAAAGUAAGGACAAAGAAAAAAUUUCCUUGGUCAUAAGGGAGAGAGAGAGUUUAUUUAGAGAUGCGAUUAUAUCAAGUUGAUUUUCAAUAAUGUAUUUAGCGAGAAAUGAAUGAAUAUUCAGUGUAGAAGGUUGACUACAGUCUCUCAUUAGCAAGUUAGUUUGGCAGCGAAUCGUUGCUCUCUUUGAAGAGGACGAUAUGAGGUCACGAAACAAAGCGCUAGCUUGUCCGCGUUCCACUGUACAUAGAAACAAAAAUUAUAAAAAGAAAUGAGAUGUAAAUAUCAUUUCCGUUGAACCGUAUUUCGAUCUCGAACUCAUAAUUUGGACAUUUCGUUUUCAAAACUUAAGAGACUUCUAUUUAUACAAGAAAUAUUCUUACAGACAACAACCCUUGGAAAGGGAAUGCUGUUAUUUACAUCAGAUAAGUUUCAAAUCGCUUUAAAAGAUCAACACAUGUAUUUAAUUUCUAAACGUUACAAUUUUUCGGUCAGUUUAUGUCCUUCGAAACAAUCCCUCUAUUUGUGUAUGUUGUGUAAAGACUCAAUAAAAUUUACUGUGUCAAUA